UCGAAGAUCCCUCAUUUCAAAUUGUUUGAAUCACUUCUACGUUCUGCUCUCUUCGCCCCUCUCUCACAGCAGUCUUCUUCUUCCGCUUCCUCUUCGGGAACGGUGCAUUUCUCGCAAUUUCCUCGGCAAGAAGAAAUUCUUGCGAGCUUUUACAAGCAAUGCCGUUCAUAUCGGACGCGGCUAGUGCAAUCAAGAACCGAUUUGGGUUUCAGGAUCAUGCAUCGAACAGUGCGAUUCCACCUCGGGCUUCACCGGAUUUUCUUAAAUCGGCUACCAAGGAGAGUGUCGCUCAGAUGUCUGCUAUACGGAGUAUUGGCGAGUUCAACGAUGAAGAUGCAGGUGGUGAUGUUGCUGUAUCGUCGGGCCAGAUCUUUGAGCUUCGGGAGGAUCCUUCUUUCUGGAAAGAUCAUAAUGUGCAGGUGAUCAUAAGGAUUCGCCCACUUAGUAGUUCAGAAGUAUCUUUGCAAGGCUAUGGAAAAUGCGUAAGGCAGGAGAGCUGUCAGACUCUUACAUGGACUGGGCAUCCUGAAUCGCGCUUUACGUUUGAUUUAGUUGCAGAUGAGAAUGUCAGCCAGGAGAAGCUUUUCAAAAUGGCUGGAUUACCCAUGGUGGAUAACUGUGUUGGAGGCUACAACAGUUGUAUGUUUGCAUAUGGCCAAACUGGGAGUGGAAAGACUCACACCAUGCUUGGAGAUAUUGAGGGAGGUACACGAAGACAUAGCGUCAACUGUGGGAUGACACCUAGAGUAUUUGAAUACUUAUUCACGAGAAUCCAGAAGGAAAAAGAGGCCCGCAAAGAUGAGAAGCUGAAGUACACUUGUAGAUGCUCGUUUCUGGAAAUAUAUAAUGAACAGAUACUUGAUCUUCUGGACCCAUCAUCUAACAACUUACAGAUUAGAGAAGACAGUAAGAAAGGGAUUUACGUAGAGAACCUCAAAGAGAUAGAAGUUACAAGUGCUCGCGAUGUUCUUCAGCAACUUCUUCAGGGUGCUGCAAACAGAAAAGUAGCAUCCACCAAUAUGAAUCGUGCUAGCAGUCGUUCCCAUAGUGUAUUUACAUGCAUCAUUGAAAGUAAGUGGGAAUCCCAAGGCGUAACUCACCACCGAUUUGCUCGACUUAAUCUUGUUGAUUUAGCCGGAUCAGAAAGGCAGAAGAGUUCUGGAGCUGAAGGUGAACGUCUUAAGGAAGCUACUAAUAUCAACAAAUCUCUUUCUACAUUAGGGCUUGUGAUAAUGAAUCUAAUCAACGUAUCCAAUGGAAAGUCACUUCACGUACCUUAUAGGGACUCCAAGCUUACAUUUCUGCUUCAGGAUUCUCUGGGAGGAAAUGCAAAAACGAUCAUCAUUGCUAAUAUCAGUCCUUCAAGCUGCUGUUCUUUGGAAACACUCAGCACGUUGAAGUUUGCACAACGGGCUAAAUUUAUAAAGAAUAAUGCAAUCGUGAACGAAGAUACUUCUGGAGAUGUAAUUGCCAUGAGGCUACAGAUUCAACAACUUAAGAAAGAAGUUUCCAGAUUACGGGGUUUAGUUAAUGAUGGAGACAAUCAAGAUAACGAUAGCUUAGCAGUAAGCUUUCCUGGAACUCCAGGAACUUUAAAAUGGGAUGGACUUCACGGGUCAAUGAGUCCUUUUACAGCUGGUAGAAGGAUGUCUCAGAGAAGAGACUAUGAAGUUGCCCUUGUUGGGGCCUUCAGGAGAGAAAAGGAUAAGGACAUGGCGUUGCAAGCAUUGGCUAAUGAAAAUCAGGCAGCGAUGCAACUGGCCAAGCAAAGAGAGGAUGAAAUACAAAGUCUUAAAAUGAGACUACGGUUUCGAGAAGCAGGAAUAAAAAGGUUGGAAGCAGUUGCUUCUGGAAAGAUCUCUGCAGAAACACACUUACUGAAAGAAAAGGAGGAACAUUUGAAGGAAAUUGAGGUUUUGAAAAAUCAGGUUGAUCGGAACCAAGAGGUUACCAGAUUUGCCAUGGAAAACCUGCGUUUGAAGGAAGAAAUUAGAAGGUUGAAGUCAUUUUAUGAAGAGGGCGAACGGGAGAUGGUACACGAACAGAUCAUGGAAUUGGAAAGCAGGUUAUUGGAAGCACUUGACUGGAAACUAAUGCAUGAAUCAGAUCCUUCGUCAAUCCAGAAAGGAAAUCCAGACAUGAUAGCAGAUGUCGAUGAUGAAAACUUUCUGACUACCAAUCAGGAGCGGGGAUCACCAUGGAGAUCUUCAAUAAACGAGGAGAAUGAAUUCCUUCGCAUGCAGGCCAUUCAUAACCAAGAUGAAUUGGAUACACUUCGCAAGGAACUUGAAUUAUGCGUUGAAGAAAAGGAAAAAUUAGCAAGGCGUGUAGAUGAAAUGGCAACAAAACUCGAGUCUAACGGAUAUACUGGACCUGUGGACGGAACUAAUCAAGUUGAGCUUCCUUUGGCAUCAAAUGACAUGUCCACCAUCAAUUUUAGCGACCAAAUGGAGUUAAAGACAAUGGUUGACGCCAUUGCUGCUGCUAGUCAAAGAGAAGCAAGUGCUCAUGAAACGGCAAUAGCCUUGUCCAAAGAGAAUGAUGAACUUCGUAUGAAGCUAAGAGUUUUAAUCGAGGAUAACAAUAAACUCAUUGAACUGUAUGAAACAGCAGCUUCAGAAUGCAAGUUUGUAAAUGUAAGUAAAGUUGAAACUGCACAGAAUGAUGCUAAAGUGGUCGAAACUUCCGAUGAAAAAGAGGCUCAUGAGAAAGCGGUUGAGCGGCUACAGCAACAGCUAGUGGAAAUGCACGAGGAAAAUGAUAAGUUAAUGAGCUUGUAUGAAGGGGCCAUGCAGGAGAAAGAUGAGUUCAAGAAGAUGCUUUCUUCUUUAGAACACACAAAAGUUGACACGAAAGGAGACUCUGAUUGCAUCGAGAAGUUUGUUGAAGUUGAUGAAGGGAUGAAUGAGGCAUACGUUGAACCUUUCAACCCCAAUGAAGCACAAAAUUUGGUCUGUCAAUCUGUACCAUCUGAAAUGGAAAUACUCGAUGGAGUGGGAGAGAGCAAUGAGUCCGUCCCGAGACUUGGAAAUUCUCUUGAAGAAGAAAAUGAUGGUCUUGUUGCAGAUGAACUAUGUUCCCACACAAACUCUGAUGUAAAGGAAGGGAAUGGGUUAGAUGAAGCAGACGAAUUAGUUGAAGAGAAAGGUACGUCUAAUGUGGACAAGGCAGAACAGAUGCAAUCUGAAACACAGAUGGAAACUGAUCCACCCGCUCUUAUUGUAGAAAUGUUGCCAGAAGAUUUAAGUACGAUUAGAAAGAAGCUUGAAGCAGCAGAAGAACAACUUUCAGAUUCAACCAGGAAUAUCAGUGUUUUAAGUUCACUUGAAAAGAUGAUAUUUGAGGCCGAUAAACUCUCAAAACAGGUUGAAGUUGUGGAAGAUGAAGUUCAGUUAAAGCAGAAGGAGGUUGAAUCCCUUAAACUAGUCUUAUCCAAAAAGCAAGAAAGUAGAGAUCUUGCACACAGUAAGUUUUGCGCUCUGAGAUACUCUCUCACCAACUUUUCUUCUUCAAUAAUUUAUUUUGAACAACGAGAAACAAGGGCAAGAGCAAGGGCAGAUGCUUCAAAGUCUUAUUUGGCCCAGAGGAAAAACGAGCUGACCUCCCUUCAAGCACACAAAGCAGAAAUCGAGGCUCAAUGUGUAAAGAUUCAACAAUCUGAAGUGGAACUGAGGAGCAACCUUGCAAGCUUAAAAUCCAAGUUAGAUGAAGAAAGUCAAAAACAAGAAAAUGACAAGGUCCUCUUUGCAAUAGAUAAUGUCGAGAAAACAGAUCCCCAACCAAAGAGCUGGCAAUUCACUGGUCGAGCCACAGAUUUACUAAAGUCUGCAGAAGAAAAAACUAAGUUGCAAAAUGAGAUGAAGCUAGCUAAAGAAAAACUAGGGGCAAUAAGAAAGGAACUUGAAGAUUUGACAAGGAAGUCUAGAAAGGCUGAUAGUGACAUCAAAGCUGUUCAGUUGGAGGUACAGAAAGCUUCAAGGUCCGUUGACGAGAUGGAGGCCGGAGUUCAAGGGGUAAUCAGUGAAAAGGAGACACUGUUGGAAAUGAGGAAUACUGGAAUGAUAGAGUUCGAGAACAUUAUGUUGGAGUACCAAGAGUGCCUAUUUGAAGCAGGUCUGAAGGAGGCAGAGAUAAGAAUUUUGGAAGAAGAAUUGCAGAUGGAGCAUCAAAGGAUGGAGGAAUUGGUGACAGAAAAAUCUGUAGCCGUCCAAAAGACAAACCGGUUAUUAGACGAUAACAGGCAUAACUCAUGCUUCUUAUCCGAAAAAGUGGAAGAAGAGAUGAGAAGCAUUCGCUCUUCAGUUAUGGAGGCAAAAUUAUUGCUAGAGGGAAAUCUACAUCACGUUUAAGUUUUCAUUUGAACUGUUGCCACAAUUUCUGUAUAUGUGCAUGUGAAGAUGAUUAUGCUGAUUAUGCCUUAUUGAUGGAUCCCCUUGUUUUGAGUAAACUAUUCAAUAUAUGAUUGUUG
Molecule: messenger RNA, 4468 nt
Organism: Cucurbita maxima (winter squash)
Lineage: Eukaryota; Viridiplantae; Streptophyta; Magnoliopsida; Cucurbitales; Cucurbitaceae
Product: kinesin-like protein KIN-12E
Exons: 22
Coding region: 159-4349 (1396 amino acids)
Biological process (GO): microtubule-based movement
Molecular function (GO): microtubule motor activity; ATP binding; microtubule binding
Source: RefSeq, a predicted model, not a curated record